AUGACUGAGCCUGCAGCGCUUUCAGAAAUCAUCGACGAUUCGGGAGACAACAGUGGAGGAGAAGCAGCAGCAUGUGCGCCCGCGGCGCGAAUGUGGCGGUGGGUGUGGUCGCGGCGCGACGUGCUGCUGAUGAGCACGGCGUUCCUUUUCUUCUUCGUGGCGUUCAAUGCGCUGCAGAACGUCGCGACGAGCAUCCACGGCGCGAGCAACAUCGGCGCGCUCUCCAUGGGCGUGCUUUACGCCGUCAUUGUCGUCACCGCGCCGCUCGCGCCCUUCCCCAUCCGCUUCUGGCGAGCGCGCGCCGCGAUUCUCGUGGCGCAGACGGGGUUCUGGGCUUUUAUCGGUUCCAACGCGUUUACUAUAGAGUGGCUGCUUCUUCUCGCGUCGUGCUACCUCGGAGUCUGCUGGUCCGUCGUCUGGGUGGCUCAGGGAGUGUACCUCGUUGCUGCUGCGGGUGUCUACAGUAAACGUUACAACAAGCCUAUGGAUGUUGUGCCAAUAGAAGACUGCCACGUGGACGACGCUACCCUGAACUUCAAGCGCCCAGUCGCCGCGCACGUUCCCUGUCCGUCGAUUUCAUCCACCAGGGCGCUUUCAAUCUUCACCGUUGAUUGGGAGGAGAUGGAAGUUGCUGACUUCACACGCUAUGUGGUGCAGCCGCUGCUGGGAGCGCAGUGGAUGGGCGGAGCCAUGAUGGUCUUUGGAGUCGCCAUUGCCGUUUGUUGUUUCAUCGCAGUUCGCUUCGCCAAGGGGCUCUCAUCGAUUCGCCUCAUGCUGCUGCUGGGUGCUGCCUCGCAGACAGCCGUUCUCAUCCUCACAUGGCUCUUUCAGGACAGAGCCAUGUCCAAGCCAGCAGCAUUCGCGCUGGUGUUCAGCUGUGCACUGCUGUGGGGAAUCGGCGCCACCGCGUUUCAGUCCCAAAUCACUGCGCUCCUGCCGUUGCAUACCUCCUCCUCCCCUCUCUCUCACUCACACUCCUCUCAUCCUCCUUCCAUGCUCGCACCUCUCACUUCCCCUUCCAACAUCUAUCACUCUCUUUCCUCUCCUCUUCCAUAUCUUCCUCCCACAAUCUCCCCUCUGCACCGCAUUGAACACUCCAUGACCACACCCGUACGUGCAUUGAAUCACUCAGAGCACUGCUGCCUGCUGUCUCCAUCUGCUUCCUUGUGUGCCCUCUCUCUCAAACCCGUUUCCCCUUUCAACCUCCCCAUUGCCACGCCUUGA
This is a messenger RNA of Closterium sp. NIES-65, 1224 nucleotides long. The record is from the annotation of a GenBank genome assembly. NCBI's taxonomy places the organism in Eukaryota, Viridiplantae, Streptophyta, Zygnematophyceae, Desmidiales, Closteriaceae.